Messenger RNA from Dioscorea cayenensis subsp. rotundata (Guinea yam), 615 nucleotides. RefSeq lists its product as uncharacterized. The transcript has a single exon. The coding region runs from base 1 to 615 and encodes 204 amino acids. The record is from RefSeq and is a predicted model, not a curated record. NCBI's taxonomy places the organism in Eukaryota, Viridiplantae, Streptophyta, Magnoliopsida, Dioscoreales, Dioscoreaceae.
AUGGUUGCCAAAGAGUGGCUAAAGCGGGUGAUAGCUACUUUCGACGACAUGGUUCUAGAAGAAGACCUGAGGCUCAAGGUUGCUACGAGGUUACUUGAGGGCAGAGCCAGAGUUUGGUGGGAAAGUCUGAAAGGUCGUUCCCGUGUUGUUUUGAGUUGGUCAGAUUUUCAGAGGGAGUUUGACGAGGAGUACUACACCCGUUUCCAUAGAGACCAGAAAAGGCAGGAGUUCAUGCAGUUGAACCAGGGUAGCAGAUCUGUGACAGAGUAUGAGACAGAAUUAAAGGACCUAGCAAACUUUGUACCAGAACUGGUAGGUUCUGAGGAAGUCCUGUGUUCGAAGUUCGAGGCCGGACUGAACCUCAGUGUCCGGGAGAGGAUGGCAGUCACAGGAAACCAGAGUUUUAAGGAAGUAGUGCAGUUGGCCCUUCGAGCAGAAAAGUUGGUCCUGGAAGGCAGACGAAUCCGUGAAAGCAUCAGUAAGAGGAGAGGUGCAGAAAUGAGUCAAUCCUCAAAGAAGAGCAGAGGUGAGAGUUCAUCUAGUGGUGCACCUUCAGUUGGUUUCUUCAGGGUUCCACCGGCCCAGACCAGCGGGCAGCAGAGUUCACUACCUUGA